AUGGAGUCUGACAACCCAAAUGGAUAUAAUACCGGGAAGCGGAGUUCGAUGCACCAGGCCUUGCAUAGCCGCCCUGUCGAACGCCGGGCUAGCAAGAAGUCAUCCUCCCGAGAUCGCCACGGUAUGGUCUACCCAGACAGCUUUCGAGAAGCGAGCAUUCGAACCGUGACCCCGGAAUCUCAUUCCCCUUUAUCCGAACCAGAGCACCUUACCAGCAGUGCGCCCUCCCCACGGACCACCAUGCGAUCGCGUACCGUCGAACGACGCGAGGAAGACACGUCGAUUGAAACGAGAAACCAGCGCACACGAUCACGAACAGCGACCUUGGAUGAGCAACGAAGCGAUCUCCCCUCCAACACUUUCAAAACUCGAGCUCGCAUCGGAUCCGUCAACGCGGCCAGCUCAUCCCAACCUAAGCCCGCCACCACCGAAUCGAAGACCACAGACGAUUCAUCCAGCAUUGGUUUCCCAUCUAUCCAUUCACCGAAUUACCCCGGAUCUGCUCGCCAGCGACUCGGCAAAUCUCCCGGUUUAGCACACACCCAAGCCGCUUUUGCAUCCCCUCUGUCGAAUACCGACGCUGCGAAGAUCCUACAACUGAUGAAAACAACCUGUGGCCGUAUGCAUGGAAUCCUGUCGUUUCGAACAACCUCGAACACCGCAUCUGCUUCAAAUGCUUGGACAUCCGGAUACUGUGCGAUAAAUGUCGCCACCGGUAGUCUUAUAUACCAGGCCAAGGGUGAGCCGGCAUUAGCAAAAACUUUGAUACCUGAUCUCCGAGGCUGCCGAGUGCGGACACACUACGAUUCUGAGCUACAAACAACCUACCUCAACGUUCACACCUUUACAUCCGGACUCGGGAUACAGCUCCGUCCCCAUGUCAACGAAACCUUCGACUCAUGGCUCGCAGCGCUACUAUGCUGGCAACCCAUUCGCCCCAAGGGCGUUCAAAAUAAAAUGACCAAACCACAGGAGGUUGUGAUAGGUGACCGACGAAUUCCCGAGCGUCGCCGAAACUCCGAGUCUGCCUCGCAAAAGGACGCGGCCAUUAUCAAGGUUGGUAAAAUGCUUCUCUGGGAUAAACCAUCUGCGUCUGGCGCACGACCUGUCUCGUCUCGCCGUGUAUCAACAUACCGACAAUCAAGGGCACUGUCUUCUUCGUGGCAGAAAGUCAGCUGCACCUUGCAGGAAAAUGGUGUCUUCAGGCUCUAUACCGAGUCCGAUGUUUCUCCCGUGGCACUUGUGCACUUAUCGCAACUCUCACGUUGUUCCAUUCAACAACUAGAUUCCUCUGUACUCGACGAUGAAUUCUGCAUUGCCAUUUACCCUCAAUAUACAGCUCACCCCGUCAUCGAUUCCGCCAUGCGACCCAUCUAUCUCGCCUUAGAAACCCGCGUUCUGUUUGAGGUCUGGUUCGUUCUUCUGCGAGCUUUCACAAUUCCAGAGCUUUAUGGCCCUAAGGUUUCAGCAGAGGAGGAAGAUCCAAACAAGACCCCAGAAGCAGAGAGCAUGAAAUCUCCCGCGAAAGAUCUCUUCCGAAUUGAGAGAAUUCUCAACUUGAGAAUCACCGAGGCCAAGCUUUUUCGUGCGAAGGAAGAGGAUACCCCACGGAGUCGGAAACAAUCUCGAUCCCACGGAUAUUCUACCGCUCCCGCACCUUCUCCACCCAAACCUAGCGACUACUAUACCGAAGUGCUCCUGGAUGGAGAGAUUCGUGCCAAGACUGCCGUCAAAUACCGUACCACCAAUCCGUUCUGGCGGGAAGACUUCACCUUCAACGACGUGCCUCCAGUGCUCUCCCAGGCCUCUAUUCUGGUCAAAACAAUGCAUCCAACGCAGCGAGAUUGGACUCUUGUCUCACAGGGAACAUACUCGUCCACCCAGGAAGUCAAUGCUGUCAACAUGCUUGACGACAUCCAAAUCGCCACCAACGAUGCGAUCUUUGGUAAAGUGGAUUUACGACUUGAUGAACUGGACCCGGGCGUUGACACCGAAAAGUGGUGGCCUAUCUUAGACGAUCAUGAUCAGGCCGUCGGAGAAAUCUUCAUGAAAGCACGAAUGGAAGAAACGGUCGUCUUGAUGUUUGCGGAAUACGCACCUAUGCAGGAACUCCUUCACUCGUUCACCAAUGGCCUCACCAUCAAUAUGGCCCAGUUGAUGUCAUUUGAAUUGACACAGCUAUCAGAAAUGCUCUUGAAUAUCUACCAGGUCUCCGGCAAGACGGUCGACUGGAUUUCAGCGUUAGUCGAAGACGAAAUCGACGGCGUCCAUAAGGAAUCCACAGCCAAUCGACUGCGGUAUACAACAAGGAUACAUUCCAAUGAUACUCGAGAGCCGAGCCAUGAUCGCGAAAUCCUGGUCAGAGACAUGGGAAGAACAGCAACUGUGGAAGCAAACCUUCUUUUCCGAGGGAAUUCGCUUCUGACAAAGGCACUCGAUCUUCACAUGCGUCGACUUGGCAAAGAAUAUUUGGAGGUGACAAUUGGAGAGCGCCUGCGUGAAAUUGAUGAGAGUGACCCAGAAUGUGAAGUCGACCCGUCACGUGUAGCACGCACCGAGGAUCUUGAUCGCAAUUGGCGAUCUUUGAUUUCUCUUACUACUGGGGUCUGGAAGACCAUUGCGAGCUCCUACAAUAACUGUCCUCCUGAAUUAAGGCGUAUCUUCCGGCAUGUGAGGGCCUGUGCAGAGGAUCGCUACGGUGAUUUCCUCCGUACAGUGACCUAUAGCAGUGUUUCUGGCUUUCUCUUUUUGCGGUUCUUUUGUCCAGCAAUUUUGAAUCCUAAGCUUUUUGGACUUUUAAAGGAUCACCCUCGACCUCGAGCUCAACGCACCCUCACUCUCAUUGCGAAGGCACUCCAGGGUCUGGCAAACAUGACAACAUUUGGCAACAAAGAACCGUGGAUGGAGCCCAUGAACAAAUUUCUGGUUGGCAAUCGAUCUGAUUUCAAGCAAUUUGUCGAUGAUAUUUGCAGCAUCUCCGCGGAUCAACCGGCUCCUAUCCCGACACCCUCAUACACGACUCCUAUCCAGAUUUUGGGACGUUUGCCAUCUACUUCGCGUGAAGGUUUCCCGAGUCUUCCGUUUUUGAUCGAUCACGCUCGAUGCUAUGCCAAUUUGAUCCGUGUGUGGCUAGAAGUGGUACCGGAUCGGAUUUCUGAGUUGGAAGAACUGGACGUCAAUCUCGCCAAAUUCCAUGAACUUGCCCAUCGUCUGCAAGAACGCACCAAAGAGUGCCUCCAAGGAGCAGAACAAGCGGAGCGUCCAAAUGGGACCCUCGAGGUUAAGUGGGAGGAACUCGUGGAUUCGAUGGAACGGGCCGUCACGUUCUAUGAUGAAGCUUCCAGUAAACCAACCACUCCGGCCCCAGAUGCGCAGGCUGGAGGCACAACCUCAUUCCCCCAGGACAAACGCGGAUCAAUUGGUUUCUUCGCACCACGCCCCGCCAUGCCUCGUCGAUCAACGGACUAUGCUCCGGAGGAAGACGACACGCCACCUAGUUCAUCGUCGGCCACUUGGGACCAGACUCGCAUGCCGUUCUCCAUACCCCGAUGGUCAGACGCUCGUGACAGCACUGGAAGCUCGAAGAACUCAUCCACCUACUCCUUGGAAUAUUCUGAGAAUGCCAAAGCUCGCCGAUCUAGCGUUACCAAGGAGACAUCCAGCAAGUAUCGGUUCUUCGACUUCGUCCCAGCUCCGUCCCGGCGUAAAGCGAAGGACCGCGAUCAAUCUCAUCACUCCCACGAAGACCUCCGAAACGAGUUCUGA
This is a messenger RNA of Penicillium cosmopolitanum, 3765 nucleotides long. RefSeq names its product GTPase-activating protein BUD2. The record is from RefSeq and is a predicted model, not a curated record. The transcript has 2 exons. Gene Ontology annotation, biological process: regulation of GTPase activity. Lineage: Eukaryota; Fungi; Ascomycota; Eurotiomycetes; Eurotiales; Aspergillaceae. The coding region runs from base 1 to 3765 and encodes 1254 amino acids.